Molecule: messenger RNA, 924 nt
Organism: Fusarium tjaetaba
Lineage: Eukaryota; Fungi; Ascomycota; Sordariomycetes; Hypocreales; Nectriaceae
Product: heterokaryon incompatibility protein
Exons: 1
Coding region: 1-924 (307 amino acids)
Source: RefSeq, a predicted model, not a curated record
AUGAAAGAUAGUCGUUCCGAACGACUCAAAAUCGAUUAUACGAGAUCGAUCUCUAGAGUCUACACAGACUCAGUCAAAGCCAUUAUUGAGACCACCUCUUCUCUCGAUGUUCUUUCUUGUGUCAGUGCGGCAGAUAGAACCGGUUCGUGGGACCUGCCAUCUUGGGUUCCGAAUUGGGAGAUGUACAAAACGCCUAUCAUAGCGGAUCGCCCAAUCUCUUAUGACGAACAACGAGCCAUGGGCACUACAGUAGCUCGAGUCAGCUUUGAAAACAGUUCUGGAAAGGAAAUACUACUUGCUUCGGGGAUUUGCUUCGGCAAAGUAGUAGGGUUGAUAGACCCGUUGAUCAAUGUCGACGCCGAGCGGAUGGGAGACAAGGCCGGAAUUGCGAACCUCGAAUACCUGAGCUUAUACCACCAACUCCCGCCGGUUUUCAAGAAGCUAUCGACAUUAGCCCUGCCGAAUCGACUUUCGGGUGAAUCUUUUCGCCGGACGUGCUCUCUUGGUCUUCUUGGUCACAAUGUCGAUGAUUCAUUCCGAGAGCUUCUCGAUGAACUACCUCUAGAAUCCUUGGACAACGAAGAAGCCCCAAGUUCCACUCUUGAGAGCCCCAUCAAAAGGUUUGGCUACAGUAAUAGAACUAUGGCAUCAGCAUUAGUCAACCGAUCAAUAUUCUUGGUCAAGCCUACCAAUAUGGGCAAAAGACAGCUCAGCUAUGAGAUCGGAAUAGGGGAGGCCAAAGCAGUCCAAGAAUCUGACCUUGUGUGCCCCCUUGAGGGCUGUGGGACGCCACUAAUUUUGCGGCCAAUGGGCUCGCAGCACGUGGUGGUUUGUGCUACAUAUGUUGAUUCCUUGAUGACUGGAUUCGGAAUGUCCUGCAUGAGAGAGGGGCUAUUUGAGGCUCAGAUAUUCCACCUCGUCUAA